This is a messenger RNA of Drosophila obscura, 507 nucleotides long. Its product is annotated as glycine-rich RNA-binding protein 2, mitochondrial-like. NCBI's taxonomy places the organism in Eukaryota, Metazoa, Arthropoda, Insecta, Diptera, Drosophilidae. Bases 38 to 424 code for a protein of 128 amino acids. The record is from RefSeq and is a predicted model, not a curated record. The transcript has a single exon.
GCCCCCCAACGAAGCGAAAGUACAGACAUAUACAGCAAUGCGCGUACACCACUUGAAUCUAUUAGUGCUAAGUGUUGGCCUGGUUCUGGUCCUAGCACUGGCACCGUCCCAGACACAUGCCCAGGCACAGGCACAGGAGGCGACAGCCGAGGCGGAUGUAAAGCAACUGACUUUGGCGGAUGUAAAUCAGGGAACAGAGCAGCAGGAGAUGCCGGCAGUGCGCCUGGCCAGGCAAUUUGGAGGCGGCUACGGCAGACGAGGCUUUGGAGGCGGUGGCUAUGGCAGACGAGGCUUUGGAGGCGGCUAUGGCGGUGGAUAUGGUGGUGGGCGAAGAGGAUUCGGCGGUGGCGGAUUCGGGCGGGGAGGUUUUGGCGGCUUCUAUCCUCCGCCCCCACCCUUCUUUGGAGGCCCCUUCUUCGGCUAAGUGUUAUUCAUUUAAUGUGCAUAUAUGAUAUGAUCAGACCUGGAUUAGCUGCUAAUAAAUCACCGCGAGCUACUGCCCUAAUU